AUGCCUCCUCCAGAAGAAACUAUUGCCGAGAAGAACUCCUCCUCCGAGUACCUCCACCACUCGCUGAACACCAGCUCAGAUAUAGGUGAACCCAAUAAGGACAAUGUCUUGGAAACCACCGAAUCUACUACAUCUCUAGACACUAAUGACGGAUUCAAAUUCACCCAGGACGACGUCAAAGCUAUUUUGAUUGACGACGAUGAGUACAUGCCUGUGAUGACGUUGCGGAUGUGGGUUAUGGCCAUUUGCCUUGGAGCAGUGAUUGCUGGAGUAGACGCUUUCUUCAGCAUGCGAUUCCCAACCAUCCAUAUCUCGAUUGUUGUCAUCCAGGUCAUUUCAUGGCCUAUCGGUCAGUUCUGGUACUGGGUGGUUCCCCAAUGGACGGUUCCACUUCCCUUUGGCUGGUCCUUCAACUUGAACCCUGGACCGUUCAACUACAAAGAACAUACAUGUAUUUUUGUCUUCUGCAAUGUCGUCAUCAGUGCUGGUUUGGUCAACAACGUCGUUAUUGAAGACGUAAAGUACUUCAAAAAGGAUAUCGGCAUUGGUCGCCAGAUUCUCUUUAACUUGGCGUGCUAUAUCCAUUCAGUGGGCCUUGUGGGUGUGUUCAGAGACUUGAUGAUCACUCCCGCCGAAAGAGUAUGGCCUGGCGUUCUUUCCAAUAUUGCUUUAUUUAAGGCGAUCUACUCUACAGACAAUCCAGUGGUCCAUGGCUGGAAAAUGCACCGCUGGGCGUUCUUUGUGAUUGUGUUUCUUUGCUCCUUCGUCUACUAUUGGUUCCCAGACCUUAUCUUUCCGUUUUUCUCCAAUAUUGGAGCCUGGAUCAGCUGGAUUAAACCAGAUAGUGCUCCUCUUUCCCAGGUCUUUGGCGUCAAAAGUGGCCUUGGUCUCUUCCCACUUACCCUAGACUGGACGCAAAUCACAUCCAUCAACAACCCACUAACCACUCCAUUUUUUGCUGUGGCAUCGAUGUUUGCUUCGUUUGUCUUCUGGAUCUGGAUAGUCAUGCCUGGCCUUUACUACCAGAACCACUGGAACACGGCCCAUAUGCCUAUUAUGAGUAAUAGUGUGUUUGACAUGUCUGGCAAGCAGUAUAACUUUUCCAGGGUCGUAGACAACGACUGGACGCUUGACAAGGACAAGUUUGAUGCUUAUUCUCCAGCAUUUAUGCCUGUGGCAUUUUUGAUCAGUUUGGCUCUUGGAAUAGCUGUUUUUGCUGCUCUAGUUGUCCAUACCGCCUUGAAGUUCCGUUCAGAAAUCUGGGAUCCAUGGGUGAACAGAGACAAGCACGAGGAUAUCUUCAACAAGGCUCUCAAGCAGUAUAAAGUGUUCCCAAGAUGGUACUAUAUCAUAUUAUUGGUUAUUGCGUUGGCACUUGGAUUUGCGUUCUCUGAAGGCUGGGAAGAUUCACCUAUAGAUGCUGGUGGGUACUUUGUAUCUGUUCUUAUCGGUACUGUCAUGUUUGUGCCUCUUUCUCUUCUUGAAGCCAGAGCUAACACCAUUGUUUCCUUGCAAAGCUUCUUUGAAAUCGUUUCUGCCAACUGGUACAAGGGAAACUCAUAUAACUUGCUUUACUUCUACAGUUUUGGGUUCUCCAUCAUCCAGCACGGGAUGCACAUGGCCCAGGGCGCCAAAAUGGCCCAUUACAUGCGUGUUCCCCCUAAACAUAUCAUGGUGGUGCUUGUGUUUGCUGGUAUCUGGGCAUCCAUGGUGAACCCAGCAGUCACUGGGUACUUGUUGUACAAUUUCAACGACAUUUGCACUCCAAAAGCAAAGAACAACAUGGUUUGCCGUAAACAAAAAACCGCCUUCAAUACCCAGCAAAUGUGGGGUUUGUUUGGUAGCGAGAUCUUUGCUCCUGGUGGAAGAUACGCCUGGGUCUUAUGGUUCUUCCUUGUGGGUGCUUUAGUUCCUAUUGCACACUUUGCCUGGUGCAAAUACAGACCCAAAACAUGGGUCAAGCGGUUUGAUCCUAUUUUGUUCUUUGGCGGUGCUGCUAUGAUUCCUGGUGUUACUGGGUAUAACUUUUCGUGUUGGUUCGUCACAGCAGCUGUGUUCAACUACUUCAUCCACCGUAAAUACACAGACUGGUGGAGGAAGUAUAAUUUCGUGAGUUCGAUUGCUCUUGACGCCGGAGUGGCCAUAGCUGCUAUUUUGAUCUACUUCUGUGUGGUUUACACUGGGGCAUCUGAGAAUUAUAAAUGGUGGGCUACAGAAGUGGCCAAGAAGGGCUGUGACGCCAAAGGAUGCCCCCACUUGGCCAAGAAGAUCCCUAAACCGAAGGGGUACACUUAUUAG
Candidozyma haemuli is the source of this 2298-nucleotide messenger RNA. RefSeq names its product OPT family small oligopeptide transporter. Gene Ontology annotation, molecular function: oligopeptide transmembrane transporter activity. Bases 1 to 2298 code for a protein of 765 amino acids. Gene Ontology annotation, biological process: transmembrane transport. The record is from RefSeq and is a predicted model, not a curated record. NCBI's taxonomy places the organism in Eukaryota, Fungi, Ascomycota, Pichiomycetes, Serinales, Metschnikowiaceae. The transcript has a single exon.